AUGCCUAAGGGUAAAUGCAAUACUACUCAUAAAGUUCGCACAAAGGGCAACUUUAAACCCUCAAAUAGUGAUCGCGCUUCAGAGUUUCUGCAGCGAAAUAUCUUAUCUGGCUCGGGUUCCGGACUCCUUGUGUCACUCUCAACCUACGAUGCUGCCUCAACUUUGGCACUUACAUCAGCUUCUCAGAGUGCGUUUUCCACUCUACUUCCCCUCGAUCAGGAUCCAGUUGCAUUAACAAUAGAUUCUGAUUUCUUAAAUGUUCUCCGUAAGUUGGAGAAGCGCAGCGGUGCUACUAAACAAAAAGCUCUUGACACUCUAAUCGAUCUUUUACGUUCAAAAGCCGAUGAUGUACAUUUUGUAAAAUCGGAGGAUGUUAUAUCAGCUUCAGUUCUCCCUUUCUGGCCUCGUCUUUUCAACGAUCUUGCCUGUGAUGAAGAUCGACGAGUCCGUGAGCUUAGUCAGAUUGCUAUGCAUUCAAUAGCCAAACGACUUGGACGUAAGAUUAGUCCCUGCCUCAAGGAGAUUGUAAUUACCUGGACUUUUGCAACAGUUGACCUCUAUGAUAAUAUUUCUAGGGCUGCUAUAGCAGGUUUAUCUGAUACUUUCCCUGGAGAUAAGAUAGGUGAACUCUAUCGCAGGUUUGCAAAGUAUUUGCUAGAUGAAUGCGAUCGAAAAAUCAACUAUCUAGAUUCCGAACUUCCACUCCAUUUAAAAUUCAAGAAAAAUCAAAAACUUAAUGGCCAUCUUCCUCCGGACGCCCACCACCAUCUCAACAUUUCUACUCAAUUUCUCUCCUGGGUAGCGUCAUUUCUUCCUCACCUGUGUAAAUUGCCCGAGGAUGACCUUCUUUUAGUCCGUUUUCGUGAUGUUCUCCUACGCAUUUGGCCCCCUAUUACCCCAAUUUUGGAAAAAGUGAAAUUCGCUCCCUUACGUUCCUCCUACUACAACCUAAUGUCUACAAUGUGUUUGAAUAUGACUGAGUGGAUUAUUAGCUCCCCUGAUUUGCUCAAUUUUGUUUUGGAAAAGUGUCUCCAAGGGGAGGAUGUUUGCUUAGAGAGUCUUGGUGCUUUUAGCACCUGUUUAUCGGUUUUCAGGAAAGAGGUUUGGACUUGGAUAUCGUGGAAGGAAUUGGUUAACACGACUCUUAUUCCGAUGAUUGAGCAGGUUCAAACAAAGGCUCAAAGAACGGUUUUGUAUUUGAACCUGCUACCUCUUGUAAGCCAUUUACCCAUUGAGAACAUCUUAGCCGAGGAUGCAGAUUUGAUGAAGCGAUUUCUGGUUGCAUCUCGUGAAGGUCUACUUCGUUCCCUCAACAUUCCAGUUGACGCUGAUUUGCACGAUUGCGAGGCCGUAUCAUGCUUACAAGAUCAUGGUUCUUCAAUUGAAUGUCUAAAGGGUCUCUUUGAAGUUUCUCGCUUCCUGCUUGACUGUGCCGCCUUGUCUUCCAAUGAGGAUUUAACCGAAUACCUCUGCAAUCGGGUUUUCCUCGACUUUAUGUUCUUUGCCCUCACAUUUUCUGUCAACAAAUCUUCAGCUUUUAAGAGAUGGAUGUACCGAGAAAAGUUUUCGGAUACCCUCUUUAAGCAGAUUUCUUGUACUUUGGGUCACUUGGUACGGGAUUCUAGGUCACAGCUUCAGGAUGUCUUCGCUAAUCUAAAGGAUUCAAUCACUGAGUUACUGAAGUCGACUAUCUUAGAGUCUGUGGAGUUUCCUCUUCAAUCCAUUUCUCAAUUUCUUUGGCAUAUUUCCGAAACUGGCACUCACGAAUUAUGGUGUCAGACAUGGUUAAGCGAGUUGCUAACCUUCAUUCGACCAGAUUCUUCAGAUUUUCCUCACCGUUGGCUAUUAACUUUCAUUCUAAUCGGAAGAAUUGAGUCGUCAUUGGAUGUGGAAAAUUCUCUGGAUUUAUUAAUUUCCGCCAUAAUUCCGGCAUUUGAAGGUGAAGAUUUUAUUUGGUCAGAUAGUAUGAAUAAAGGGCUUGCGAAAUGCUCUCUUGAACCCUUUUCUGUCAAAAAUUGGCACUUGGUUAGUUCACAAACACGUCGCCGAUUUAUAGCUGGACCCCUCAGAAAACUUGCUCUCUGUGUAAAUUAUGAGAAAAUAGCUCCUUUGUUGCAGUUCUUUGUGAAUCUACUAAUAAAUGACCUUGAUGGUUACACAACUGAGGUACAAGAAUUCGCAAGUCUUAUGUUUGAGGAUCCCCUACCUUAUGAUGAAGCUCGUGAGUUGAUACUUCAAUCGCUCUGCAAGAUGAUUUCUGAUCGGGAACGUGUUUCUGAGGGUGCUUAUACAACUCUCUCAUUAAUGGUCAAUCUUGUUAUUUCUUGUGAUAAAUUAAGUCUUACUAGUUCUUCUGAACUUAUUAACCAAUAUGUAAGGCUUUCACUCGAAGAACUCUGGAAUACUAGACACUCAAAAGAUGAACCGUCUCAUAGUGGUGAGCAAACCGUGGCAUAUUUGAAUACACUGGAAGAAUCGCAAGCAAAAUUGUUCUCUCAAAAAAUAUGGCUUGAUGUUUUGGGUAAAAUAAAGUCAAAUGGUUGCCCGAAAGAUUCAGGAGCUAUCUUGAACCUUCUUUCUCAGCUUACAAUCUGUACUGAUACAAGCCAAGAAGUGUGGUUAAAUGAAGUUGUUUCUUCUGUAACGCAACUCGCUACCGAAAUAGAGGCCUUAUCCCAGGAACUCCCUAUUUUUGUAAGAACAGAGGUCUUUCCUAUUCAUCUUUUGCCUCGAAUCGCACCUAUAAUUGUACAAUUACAGCUUGGUUUAAAGUUGAACUUACACAAGUCUUUCAAACCACAUGAAGUUCCGCAUAAGCGGUUGGCCAGUGCACUCCUAACGCUCCACUUCUGGCUGUCAACCGGUACCAUUGAACCCUUCAUUCUGAGUGAUAUUUCUUCCAAUUCAAUCUUUAUACCAACUAAAGAGGAUGAAUUUCCAUCCAUAAAUAAUCUUCUGAGCUAUCUAGAUGGAAUGUGUAGCGAAGUUGUUGAUGCUGUCUACACCCUCGAACACUUCCCCACUUCUAAUUGUGCCUUACGGGCAGCCCUAGCGAGACGUCUAGUUGGAAUUCAUCCGCAAAAAUGGCCGCUGGAUAUCAAGGAAGCGGCUACUUGUUCCCCUCCCCAAACGUGGAUGAAAGAUCAGGUUACUGACAGCUCCUUAGAGACUUUUAUGAAACUCUGUGAAGUUUGUAUUCCUGUUGGUAUUCUCAGACGUUGUCUACCUCGAAGUGUUGUAAUCACUCAUGUUCAGGAAUUCUCUUCUAGGGAGAAUCUCAGCAUCAGUGAGCUUACAAGACUCCUUGAAUUGAUUGCCUCUCUUUCUUCUGUAGUGUUUGUUGGUAGUUGCUAUUCUUUCUCUCUCUCUCCAAUUGCACUGGAAGAUAUUCGAGAUCCGUUAGUCGAAGUUGAGGAUGAACAGAUCCUUUCUAGUGAUCGUCUUCGAGCAAUUGUUGCGUCCAUGAAGACUCUCCAAACACUUGUGCUUCUGAGGCAGCCCGUUAGAUCCAUAGAGAAUGCUUUCCCUGGCCUAGGUCUCGCUUCCCUUUCAAUCUGGCUUCGAAAGACUAAACCGAGGCUGACUGGACACCAGUGGGACUCUCUUCUAUGUCUUGUUGCCAGCUGGGUUGUACAAGCAGUAGUUAGGCCCGUUAAACCUACUGCAUUUCCGGUUCAUACCUUCCGUUUAGUUGCGGCGAUCGGUUCUCUGUUUGUGAAUUCAGUCUGCGCCAGUUCAACCAUUUCCUCGGCAUUAAUAAGAAAGGAAACUGCUUCGGUGAAAUCAGUAGAUGAAUUGAUGAAAAUGAACAGUGACGAAUGGGACGAAACUGACUUUGAUUUUGCUGAAGACUAUGACUGUGAGGACGAUGGAAGUGUUGUUUCCUCUGAAGUCUUGAACCUGCUAGACGAUGAUUUCACUGAUGUUGAUGAUGAGGAAAUCCGAUUCGAUGAUCCAAAUGCUCUUAGAAGACUUCCCCCACCUGCUAAUGUUCAACGGGACUGGCAAGAAUUUUUUGCUCACGAAAUAUUCCGUUCCCUCAUCUGUCUCUCCACGGAGAUGUGUCUUUAUGAAGAUGGAAAUAAGAGGGUUCCAGUCUUGAAGGAUACUCCACCACAAUUGGCUUCUCUUUGCGCUGCUAUGGCAACUUGUUCCGUUGAUACUUUUCUCACUGUUCUUCAAAAGCAAUCUGAUAUUGUUGUGGCCUAUCUAUUGGAUAAUCGUUUAUCCUCCAAUUGCCUUCAUUCUCCAAUGGUCAAGUAUAACCUCUUUUCUACAGAGUGUUUUAUGGCACCUCUUAUGCAAAAUUCCCUAGAUUUAACUCUUCGUUUUAUCUCAACUUCAUCUUAUCAGUCUGGUCAGUUAUUGGGUCACAUUCUCCUAUCCCGAUUGGUUUCUUCAAGGUCACUUCAACCAGUUCGACGAAUGAGUGAUGUUCUGAUCCCUCAUUUACCUCGUACUUGGGUGAUUGCACUAACUACCCGACUAACUGACAAAUUGGAAGGUAUUCUCGGGGAUCCUGACACCGUAGUUUCUCAAUGGGGUCGGGGAAUGUUUAGCAUUGAAGAACUACUUGGAGAGGAUAUUAUGGAUGGUCAUCAACGGCUUUUGUCAUACCUCCUUGCAUGGGAUGGCAUUGUCAGCCUUUUGAGCUCAGCCUCUCAACAAAGUCGAGCCUGUUUCCAAGCUGCUCUGCUUACAGAUGAUGAUUGGAUUGAGCAGCUUUGUCGAUUGAUCCUAACUCUGGGCCUUCUUUUACCUAAGCAAGCAGAAAUUCAGGGCCUGUUAAACACUCCCUGUCGACUUGAGCCUGAUGUGCGACUAUUGUUAACUUCUUCUGCUCGUGCUGCACUGAAUAGCAAAAUGAUAAGUACCAGAGAAGUUGAUUUUGUAUUUGCUCCAUUGGACGGACUUGUUCAUCUGCCUGGUCAUCGAUUAACUGGAGAUUUGAGACACUUAGCAGUGUGGCUUUUGAGGAGGUUGCUUUCUGAGUCACCGGCUCUAAUGCGAUCACUAUACGCUGAGAUGCAACGCGGUGCAAAAGUAGGAAAGAACUUCACACCUGGACAGGCGCGACAGUUAUCAAGUCGUCUGGAGCAGGUUGUGAGGUCCCAUUUCUCCUGCCGAUUGAUCACUGAUGAGGUGGAGGCGAUUGAUCGUCGAGCUAAUGAGUUUAAACGACGUCUGGGAGCUGCUCCUUACUUGAAUGACGCGCUACCAGAUGCUGGAAGUAUCGAUAUCAAAGGAAGACCACUUUCUCGGGAGAUCACUACCACCUAUCACUUUUCAUCGGAUCAGUCGCUCGAAAUGAUUAUCACUUUACCGGAGAACUUUCCCCUUUCACCUGUUAAUGUGGCAACUGGUAGUCGAACUGGAACUUUUAUGUCAAAUUGGCGGGCAUAUAUUGUUCUCCUAUCUGUCUUUAUUAAUAAUCAGAACGGAUCAGUUCUUGAGGGGAUAGGCCUAUGGCUGAGGAACUUGAAGAAGAAGUUUGAGGGCGUUGAAGAGUGUCCAAUUUGCUAUUCAGUAAUUCACGAUCGGGACUUUUCCUUUCCAAAAAUGCAGUGCCGUGUUUGCAAGAAGAAAUUUCACAGCAAUUGCAUGUACCGUUACUUCCAGACCAGUCACAAUCCCACCUGUCCCCUCUGCAGAAGCCUCUUUUACACUACCAGAAGUUAA
Messenger RNA from Rodentolepis nana, 5679 nucleotides. NCBI's taxonomy places the organism in Eukaryota, Metazoa, Platyhelminthes, Cestoda, Cyclophyllidea, Hymenolepididae. The record is from the annotation of a GenBank genome assembly.